Molecule: messenger RNA, 3209 nt
Organism: Carica papaya (papaya)
Lineage: Eukaryota; Viridiplantae; Streptophyta; Magnoliopsida; Brassicales; Caricaceae
Product: Leucine-rich repeat (LRR) family protein
Molecular function (GO): protein binding
Source: RefSeq, a predicted model, not a curated record
AACCCCCCCCCCCCAAACUUCCCCUUCCUUCUCUCCCUCCCUCCCUCCCUCUCUCAGAUCUUAACCUAAACAUUCUCAAACGGCAGCGUUUCUGCAACUUGCCGACUCCCAUUGUGCUCGUCUCAUCUUUUGAGAACAAACAACAACAACAACAACAAGAAGCAAGAUAGCAGACUCCAAAUCAAGAAAAGUGGCAUUUGGAAAAUCAGAUGUCUCAUGUGAGAUGAAGAGGAAGAGUACUCAUUUCAACCCCUGUUCUCGUCUCUCUCUUCUUAUCGCUUUAUUUUCUUUUCUUGGCACCGUAUGCCUCUCUUCUUCUCUCCACAUUUCCAGCCAUGGCGGGCUUACUGACCAGGAAGCCCACUACAUCCGGCAGCGCCAGCUUCUCUACUACAGGGAUGAGUUUGGUGACAGAGGGGAGAAAGUUGAUGUCGAUCCUUCACUCGUUUUCGAGAAUAGUCGACAGCGAAAUGCUUACAUAGCUUUGCAAGCUUGGAAGCAAGCUAUUCUCUCCGAUCCUUUUAAUCUCACCGCCGAUUGGGUUGGAUCUCAUGUCUGCAACUACACCGGAGUUUUCUGUGCUCCCGCGCCCGAUAAUUCUUCUAUCAUCACCGUCGCCGGCAUUGAUCUUAACCACGGUGAUAUCGCCGGCUACUUGCCGGAGGAGCUUGGCUUACUCACUGAUCUUGCAUUGUUUCACAUAAACUCUAAUCGUUUUUGCGGUACUGUUCCGCACAAGUUUCACAAGUUGAAGCUGCUGUUCGAGCUAGAUCUUAGCAAUAACAGGUUCGCCGGAAAGUUCCCGGGCGUGGUUCUUGAGUUGCCAAUGCUGAAAUUCCUAGAUCUGAGAUUCAACGAGUUUGAAGGAUCUGUUCCAAAAGAGCUUUUCGACAAAGAUUUGGAUGCCAUCUUCAUCAACCAUAACAGGUUCAGAUUCGAGCUCCCGGAUAAUUUUGGGAACUCUCCGGUUUCUGUCAUCGUACUGGCCAACAACAAGUUCCAUGGCUGCGUGCCGUCGAGCUUGGGGAACAUGUCGAAUCUAAACGAGAUUAUCUUAAUGAACAACGGCUUGAGAUCUUGUCUGCCGAAAGAGAUAGGCAUGUUGAAGAACCUAACGGUUUUUGAUGUGAGCUUUAACCAGUUGAUGGGGCCUUUGCCGGAGACGAUUGGCGGAAUGGUGAGCCUUGAACAGCUGAAUGUGGCUCAUAACAUGCUCUCUGGUAGCAUUCCGGCGAGUAUUUGUAAGCUGCCAAACUUGGAGAACUUCACGUACUCUUUCAAUUUCUUCACCGGAGAGCCGCCGGAGUGUUUGAGGUUGAAGGAUUUCGACGACAUGAUGAACUGCUUGCCGGCGAGGCCAAAACAGAGGUCAGCUGGUCAAUGUAAGGCAUUCUUAUCUCGGCCUGUGGAUUGUAAUUCCUUUAGAUGUUCUCCUUUUGUUCCCUCAUUGCCUCCUCCACCUCCUUCCCCUCCAAUGCCAAUCCCUUCACCACCACCAGCACCAGUUGUCUCUCCGCCUCCGCCACCGCCUUCUCCACUACCACCUCCACCCCCGCCGCCGCCCCCGCCUUCUCCUUCACCUCCCUCUCCACCACCACCACCACCUCCACCCCCUUCUCCACCUCCACCAUCUCCUUCUCCGCCCCCACCGUCUCCUCCGCCACCUUCUCCGCCUCCCCCAUCACCUCCACCGCCGUCCCCUUCACCCCCACCACCACCGCCUCCAUCUCCUCCGCCGCCUUCACCACCACCUCCAUCUCCUCCUCCACCCUCACCAUCACCACCACCUCCAUCUCCCCCUCCACCCUCACCAUCACCACCACCUCCAUCUCCCCCUCCACCCUCACCAUCACCACCACCUCCAUCUCCCCCUCCACCCUCACCAUCACCACCCCCACCACCUUCACCGUCUCCGCCACCACCAUACUGUGUCCAUCCCCCGCCGCCACCUCCACCACAUUCGCCCCCACCACCAUCACCAGUGUUUUCUCCACCACCACCGGUUCCGUACUACUAUAGCUCCCCACCUCCGCCAUCGCCACCUCACUCGCCUCCGCCGCCUCCACAUUCUCCUCCACCACCAGCCUAUCCUUACUUGUCGCCACCGCCUCCACCAACACCAGUCUAUUCUCCACCGCCCCCGGUACAUUCUCCCCCACCGCCACCUCCUUGUAUAGAGCCACCUCCUCCGCCGCCCUGUGUAGAGUAUUCACCACCUCCACCACCAUCUCCAACUCCUUACAAGCCGCCACCCUCACCAUCUCCACCGCCUCCACCGGUUCACAAAUCACCACCGCCAGUUCAUUACAGUCCACCACCGCCAGUUCAUUACAGUUCGCCGCCACCACCAGUUCAUUACAGUUCGCCGCCACCACCAGUUCAUUAUAGUUCACCUCCACCACCGUCCCCAUCACCACCACCUCCAAUCCCAUGCGUAGAGCCUCCGCCUCCUUCAUCACCACCGCCAAUUAUUUACGGGAGCCCACCUCCACCGGCUCCCGUAUAUGAGGGCCCAUUGCCACCCAUUCCUGGAGUCUCAUAUGCUUCACCUCCGCCUCCACCUUUCUAUUGAUUCUUUUGAGAAAUUUCCUCCUCUAACCUUUCGUCGAAAGCUCGAAAAACGGCUUCUUUUUCCUCUUCUUGUUCUUCAUAUUUUUUCUGGGAAAAUUCUUCUCUCUGGGCAAUUCUCGUCGCUCUUGGAAGAAGAAUAAAAAAAAAAAAAAGGAAACAGAUGAGAAAGUCUGUGCAGUUUGUAGAAUUCCAUUUCUGUCUUGCAAUGGUCUGUUCAACUGAUUGCUUGCGAAGGUCACAAAGAAGAGGAGAAAAAUUCGAUAUAUAUCUAUAUAUAUGUAGAGAGGAGAGGUAAGAGGAGAAAGUCUCUCCAUAUUUAUUCGAAUUGUUAUGGAUAUUUGAGUGGGUGAAAUAAAAAAUGGCAGAGAAAGAUUUUAGAUUGCAGAUAAAAUGUAUGUAUAGGGAUGAUUUGGAGACGAUCGGACCACCAUAAUCAAGGGGCUUACAAAAGCAGCAGCAGCUCUUCUCCUCUGCUGCUGCUGCUGGUUUGUGGGUUUUUUAUUAUCUUCUCCUUUCUUUUUAUUAUCAUACUUUUGUUAAUUUAUUUUGCUCUUUUCAUUUUAUAGUAUAAUCAUGAACAUUUUACUUGUAUUGAUUUCAGCAAUUCAGGUGAUUCCUUUCCCCAUGGCCAUUUUCAG